This is a messenger RNA of Aphis gossypii (cotton aphid), 1000 nucleotides long. It is a transcript of the gene Aptx, whose product is annotated as aprataxin. Gene Ontology annotation, biological process: double-strand break repair; single strand break repair. Gene Ontology annotation, molecular function: single-strand break-containing DNA binding; mismatched DNA binding; DNA 5'-adenosine monophosphate hydrolase activity. NCBI's taxonomy places the organism in Eukaryota, Metazoa, Arthropoda, Insecta, Hemiptera, Aphididae. The coding region runs from base 351 to 902 and encodes 183 amino acids. The transcript has 3 exons. Gene Ontology annotation, cellular component: nucleus. The record is from RefSeq and is a predicted model, not a curated record.
CAUUCAGCAUUUCAGCCACCGUUACGGCAAACCACACCGACGUCCUACACAUGGAAAAUAGUUUUAUACUACUCGCUUGAAAUCAUGACAAUAUUAACAUUUUUUUUAUGUAUUCCGUUCACGGAGGUAUGGACUGACCGUGGCGGUUGAGUUGAGGCCAACGACGUCCGACGAAUUUUAAUAAAAAAAAAAAAGUUCAAUAGACCGUCAGUAACUUGUAAGUCCCUUAAAACAAAUUGAUAGGUUGGUCAGUCGGUAAAUCCGCAUUGUUGUCGUCCACCACGUGCCGCGGCCCUCGACGAAGGCCAUCGUUUACGUCCAUAUUUUGUUUUUAAUUCUUUUUCGCCAUCAUGUUCAAUGAAGCACGGAACAACCUGAUCCUGGCCAUGAAUGACCCGUCGAACGUUCUCUAUUCUGACGAUUUCGUAGUGAUCAUUGCUGACCAGUUCCCGAAGUCUAAACAUCACUAUUUAGUUAUGCCAAAGGAAGACUUGCUGGACGUUCGAUCUCUCAAAAAGGACCACAUACCUAAGCUCAUUUACAUGGAAUUCAAAGGUCUGGAGUAUGUGAUGUACAAGACUGGACUGAUGGCACAAGAUUUACAAGUUGGAUACCAUGCUUUUACAUCUAUGAAUAGAUUGCAUCUGCAUGUAUUGAGUAAAGACUUUUGUGGCUCAGACAUGAAAUUUAAUCACCAAUGGAAUUCAUUUAAUACAGAAUUUUUCAUACCUACACACAAAAUAAUUUCUGAAUUACAAACAAUGGGACGUAUAGUAUUGCCGCCCAACAAGAAAUUUUUGCAUCAACCGCUCCAUUGUAAUAAAUGUGAUUACUUUGUUAAUGAUAUUAAAGUUUUAAAAUUCCAUUUAAAGUUGUUUCAUAAUUUGCCACCAAAUAAUUAAUAUUUUGCUUUUAAUUUAAGUAUUGAUGUAUAAUUUAUAUUAAUGUAAAACACUUUUAAUUUUGACAUAUACAAAUAAACGCAAACGUUUGGAUCCGA